Molecule: messenger RNA, 3590 nt
Organism: Ornithorhynchus anatinus (platypus)
Lineage: Eukaryota; Metazoa; Chordata; Mammalia; Monotremata; Ornithorhynchidae
Product: serine/arginine-rich splicing factor 11
Source: RefSeq, a predicted model, not a curated record
GCAGUGUUAACAAAAAAGUAGUGUGUAUUGUGCUAUUUUUUUUACUCUAGAAACUUAACCAUUUGUAGAGAAAAAGGAACAGUCAAAUUUUCACACAUUGAAGUUUCAUUCUGACCUAAAAUUAAUGAUAAAAAUGAAUAGAAAUCAAGCUUUAUAUUUUAGCCAACAUAAGUACUUUCAACAAACUCAGGUGGUGUAUCAGGGAGACAUUUUCUGGGUGUAUUUGUGUGUUUUCUCUCUUGAAAAAGAAUGUGUUCUAAUGCAAGGACAUUUCUCUGCAGGAGUCAUUCCUGAUGAGACUAAGGCUUUGUCUCUGUUGGCCCCAGCUAACGCAGUGGCAGGCCUUCUGCCCGGUGGUGGACUCCUGCCGACUCCAAACCCACUAACUCAGAUUGGUGCUGUUCCUUUGGCUGCUUUGGGAGCUCCUGCCCUUGACCCUGCCCUUGCCGCUCUUGGACUUCCUGGAGCAAACUUGAACUCUCAGUCUCUUGCAGCAGAUCAGCUACUAAAGCUUAUGAGUACUGUUGAUCCCAAGUUGAACCAUGUGGCUGCAGGUCUUGUUUCACCAAGUCUGAAAUCAGAUACCUCCAGUAAAGAAAUAGAGGAGGCAAUGAAAAGAGUCCGUGAAGCUCAGUCGCUGAUUUCUGCUGCGAUAGAGCCAGAUAAGAAAGAAGAGAAACGAAGGCAUUCAAGGUCAAGGUCACGCUCGCGGAGAAGGAGGACUCCCUCGUCAUCUCGACACAGGCGGUCAAGAAGCAGAUCCAGGAGGAGAUCGCACUCUAAGUCCAGGAGCCGGCGGCGAUCUAAGAGUCCGCGGCGGCGAAGAUCUCAUUCCAGAGAGAGGGGGAGAAGGUCUCGGAGCACCUCCAAGGCCAGAGAGAAAAAGAAAGAAGAAAAAGAAAAGAAACGUUCCAAAACUCCUCCAAAAAGCUACAGCACAACCAGACGAUCAAGAAGCGCAAGCAGAGAGAGACGACGCAGAAGAAGCAGGAGUGGAACAAGGUCACCUAAAAAACCACGGUCUCCGAAAAGAAAAAUGUCCCGGUCACCAUCUCCGAGAAGGCACAAAAAGGAAAAGAAGAAAGAUAAAGACAAAGAGAGGAGCAGAGAUGAGCGAGAGAGAUCCACCAGCAAGAAGAAGAAGAGCAAAGACAAAGAGAAGGACCGGGAGAGAAAAUCGGAGAGCGACAAAGAUGUAAAACAGGUUACUCGGGAUUACGAUGAAGAAGAACAGGGCUACGACAGCGAAAAAGAGAAGAAAGAGGACAAGAAGGCUGCGGAAAGCGCUUCCCCCAAGACGAAGGAGUCUCCGGUGGAAAAGGGGAGCGGCGACUCCCUGAGAGAAUCCAAAGUGAACGGAGAUGACCAUCACGAAGAAGACAUGGAUAUGAGCGAUUGAAAGUUGCCUUUGAACGAGUCCAACUGUACACAUGCAUCAGUGUCAUUCCUCCGUGUGAUUUCUUUCUGCUGUAUCUCUUAAUCCUAAACCUAGAUGUAAAACAGCUCUGAGCGCUAAAUGGUCGUCAAGCUCCCCGAUAUUAGUUGUUUCCAUCAAAAGCUUUAUAGGAAGUGACAGGCGGGUAACCAUCCUUGUUCUGGCCCCAGCCGCCGGAGUAGCCCCGCGCUGCUUCAGGCCAGGCCGGCGGUGGCAGGCUGCAUGACUCUACAGCAGGCAUGGAUUGUUUAUGUUGUAUGAUCUCCUUUAGUAAAUAAGCUCACUUAGUAUUUCUAGAGUUUGAUUAACUGCAGUAAUAGAACCGUAUAGGGAAUGCACUGACUGCAUGUUACUUGUGGCAGGACUAUCCUUCAAUGUUAUUAAAUCCUACAACAGAGGAUGGAGCGACUCAAGGGUCUUAAGUGUGGUGACGUGACAGAUUAACAAUUUACAGUUACAUCCGGAAGUAAAACAUUCUGAAGUAGGUAGAUAAUCUUUUUAGCCUUGCGGCUGAAUUCUCCAUGGGUUCUGUUUAGCUUUGAAAGGUUAAAGAUGCGCUAACCUUUUUGGGUAACAAGUUAGGCGGCUUCAUUUUCUUUCAGAUAUAACUGCCUCUGGAAGAUGGACAGAAAAUUUUGAAGUAGAGUUACCUCUCUGCGUUGUUGGGAGCCGAUUUUUUUUUUUUUUUUUUUUUGUGAUGUUCGUGCCCUCUGCAUCGGCAUCGAUGAAACCUGUCACCCCAGUGCUGGCUUUUUAAUGGUUGACUUUUUUCACUUUGGUUCUUAAUUUGGCGGGGGGGGGGGUCGGGAGGGGGGUUGUUUUGGUUUUUUUUGUUUUGUUUUUGAGCUCAAUAAUGCAAAAAGGGGUAGUGCAUUUUAAAUUGACCUUGGUCUGCUUUUAAGAACAAGUCUUGAUAUAAUGUAAUUCUUAUUUGAUCUCAAGUUGUAUAAACUAAUGAAUUUGUGUUACUGUCACUUGCAGUAGUAAUCUUAUGCACACCAAGAUUCCAUGUUAUGCAAAAGUAGUUAGGCAAGCUGUUUUCUUAGUUAAAAAAAAGUUUCAGAGCUUUUACUUUUGUGCAGGUAAAGACAAAAGUAGGCUACAGUCUGUGCCAUGUUGAUGUACAGUUUCUGAAAUUGUUUUACAAGACUUUGAUAAUAAAACCCUUAAACUUACGCUCAUGUUCCUGUAAAACUGUACUUGUAUUUAUUUACACUAUUGAAUGUAUGAAAUUUACCUCAUUCAUUUAAGACCUUUCACUUCCUAUCUCCAUUUAAACGCAACAGCCGCUAAAGUCCAGCGCUAGGGAUUAGAAAAAUUGAGUGGUGAAGACCGAAAAAGUCUGGGGGCCUGGAUUCAUGGGGCAGCUUGUCGAGUCUUCUCUCUCCCCACUGCCUCCCUCGGACCCGGGGUGCUGGUGGGGAAGUACGAGAAGAGGGUUGAACUUCAAGAUCUAGGAUUCGUUAAAAGACCGUUACCUUGUAUUUGGUGAACGUAUUUUCAAUGAAGUAUUCUGGAAAAGGUGUUGAAGAUUAGUAUUAGAGGUCUUGCAACUAGAGUACAAUUCUAAUGGCCCAUUCUUUCCUGAGUGAUUCAAGAGAAUAGCUCGCUUGGAGACAUGUAACUUGGCAAAUUUAGCAACAGUUUUCUAAACAUUUUACAAUUUGUCAUAGGAAUGCAGCAUCUUUUUAGAGUUUGUAGAACGUUAACUUUUUCAAGAAUUUUUAUCAAAAGAAACUUUGUCUACAGUAUCAAAAAUUUUCCCGGCCAAGCAGUAGUCUUAGUCUCUGCAUUUCAAAGCGGAACCAACCAAGUUACCCACACGAAAUGGUAUUAGGUCAGAGGUGCCCGUGAGGAGGAGGCUUCGGCAGUCGGAAUCGUUAGCGAGAGCGUGAGGACCAGGGAUGCCUAUGUUGCAGUCACGGAGGGGAAAGCUCCGACCUUCUCUUUGCUUGGAACAUCCUACCACUGGCCGAGUUGACGUUCUGCGACGAAGGGAUUCCGUAGUCUGAGUGCUUUUCCUGCCCGGAAUACCAGCCGGCCCGCCGGAGACAUUGACCAGACACCCACGUUCGUAGAGUUGCGCACCGCCUCCACAUUGAGUUCUGUUCUGUAUUUGGUAGUAAAUAUGAUGAAAUAAAAUGGUUUUACUAGA